Molecule: messenger RNA, 477 nt
Organism: Morchella sextelata
Lineage: Eukaryota; Fungi; Ascomycota; Pezizomycetes; Pezizales; Morchellaceae
Exons: 1
Coding region: 1-477 (158 amino acids)
Source: RefSeq, a predicted model, not a curated record
AUGACUCCUCUUCAGAUACCUCGCCAUGUAGACGUUAUAGACGGAAGGCCUAUUAAAUCAGGGAAAAUUACUCAUAUUGUCGAUGUCUCGCUAGACAUUCAUGGUCAUCGGGAAACUGCACCAUGUUUUGUGACGAAGUUAGGACACUACCCGAUUGUGAUGGGGAUACCUUGGAUACGACGUCAUGAUGUUACGAUUCGACCAAAGGAAAAUCUACUUGUUUUUGACUCUCGGAACUGUUGUCAACACUGUUCACUUAGUGGAACUGCAGUUAUUGUUCAUGGUAUCUCGAUUCCUUUACCGAAACACCAUACAGUCAUCGUUUCAGCAACUGAAAAAUCUACCAUCGACAUUGAAGAGCUAGUACCGAAGGAGUUUCACCAUCGUCUACAUAUGUUCAAGGAAUAUGAUACUUCAGUCCUUCCACCACAUCGGCCAUCCCAUGAUAUUGAAAUAGUUUUAGAAGAAGGCAAAUGA